AUGGCUGCGACGAUAUGCAACCUCGCCCCCAUGUCAUACGAUGGCAAUCUUGUCAAUUCUUUACGACUGUUUAAGCAGUUCAUUAACUACUACAACCUCGACGAAUCUAUGCUAGGACUGCACGUAGCAAUCGUAAGCGCGGGCUCGUUCUUCGUAGGCCCAUUUGCGGGCGAGAUUAUCGACAGAGUGGGUCGAAGGAAUGGGAUGUUCCUAGGAUCUUUCUUUUCGAUUAUCUCCGUCGUCGUCCAGGUAGCGACGCACAGCGUCGCUGCUCUGCUUGUAGGUCGGUUCCUACUGGGCGUAGCUAUCGUCAUCAGUGUCACCGCGUCUACAUCCAUGGCUACCGAGCUCGCCCAUCCAAAACAUAGAGGGCUUCUUGUUGGCUCGCUUAUGUCGCUCGUAUUUCUUUUCAAUAUCCCAGUCAAUAUCAUUGGAAUCUUCAUAUACACCUCUCCAAGCAACUGGGCUUGGAGAGGACUGGUUAUGGGAGAGGGUCUAUUACCAGUGCUGUCUAUACCAUUCAUCUUUCUCUUAGAGGAAAGUCCGAGAUAUCUCAUACAUAGAGGCAAGAAUGAAAAGGCAUUGGACAUCCUAGCAAAGCUGCAUGGGCGUGGCAAUCGCGAGAGUCCCCUGGUUCGCGAAGAAUUUGAAGAAAUUCGCUCAACCUUAGAGUAUGAAAAGCUCAAUGAGGCUGGGUGGUUGUCUUUGAUAAAGCCAAUCGCCAACUUCAAGAGAUUCUGUGUUGCGUGUCUUUGUGCUAUCUUUUCUCAAAUCACUGGAGCCUACACAAUCCCAUACUUUCAAACACUAAUUAUUGGCACCGCUGGCAUUACCUCGACUAAGCAGGUUUUCCUGCUCUCCCUGGGUAUAUCGAUCUGGGUCUGGAUCUCCAUGAUGAUUGGUAGUGCACUAACGGAUAGGAUUGGUCGAAAGCCUGUACUCAUCGGUGGAACGUGUGUGAUGACCCUUUGCCUAGCCGUAAUGGCUGGUCUUGGCUACGGUUAUGAAGACACUGGGAGAAUCAGCUAUGGGAUUGGCUCUGUACUCAUGCUGUUCAUUUUCAUGGGUGCGAUGGCCACGUCUUGGUUGCUCCUUGCGUACGUGUACCCACCUGAAAUCCUCAAAUUCUCGCAGCGCGCAAAAGGUGUUUCCAUCAGCCAAGCUUUAGGAUACGCAUUUUCCUGCAUGAACCAAUAUACCCUGCCAAUCGCCAUCAAGCACAUCAAUUGGCGAUACUACGCAAUCGUGGCGUCAUUCAAUGUUGUCAUUAUUGUAACAAUGUGGGUUUAUUUUCCAGAAUCCAAGGGAAUGUCCCUGGAAGAGCUCGAUCAGGUAUUUGAAGGUGUCGUUCACCACGAAGGAAUUGGCAUUGAUGGUAUUCAAGAAGCGGAAGCAGAUGCCGAUAGGAAGGAUGCCAGUCUCCAAGAUGUCAAAAGUGUUGGACGGACAGACCAGAAGUCUUCGCCAUCCUUUUACUAA
This is a messenger RNA of Cucurbitaria berberidis CBS 394.84, 1479 nucleotides long. Its product is annotated as general substrate transporter. The record is from RefSeq and is a predicted model, not a curated record. Gene Ontology annotation, cellular component: membrane. The transcript has 9 exons. Gene Ontology annotation, molecular function: carbohydrate:proton symporter activity. Bases 1 to 1479 code for a protein of 492 amino acids. Lineage: Eukaryota; Fungi; Ascomycota; Dothideomycetes; Pleosporales; Cucurbitariaceae. Gene Ontology annotation, biological process: transmembrane transport; carbohydrate transport.